UAGUUCUAUACUGUGAACAAACAAAUAUAUUUUGAAGUUUUACUAAAUUUAACAAUAAAACAUGAUAUUAUAAAUAUCUCUUCAAUGCCCUGCAUAUAACCUCAAUAUUUAUUCCGGCUUAUUAUUUAUUCAAGUGUCAUUAUACACAUAUAUUAAAUAUCAAAAUGUCUGUUGACCAAUUAUGUAUUUGCACCGGGUGUAAUAUUAAUAUAUCUAAGAAAAGUGGUGCUAUCCAAUGUACAAUGUGUGAUAGUUGGUGCCAUCUCAAAUGUGCAAAUGUCAAUAAAGACGAAAUGAAACUAAUUAAGAACAACAGUAAACUUGGAUUCUUUUGUGGAAAUUGCCAAGAUGAUGACGAUGUAUCUUCUUCCAUAAACAGUAAAAAUUAAAUAAAAGCUAUACGUAAGGAAGUUAAAUCUGGGUUUGAGGAAAUAAAUAAAAAUUUUAAAAACAUGCUGGAACAAAUGAAUGCUACAUUUUCACUAAAGAUAUCUGAACUCAGAAGUGACAUAGACUUUUGUCACAAAAACAAUAAAGCUACAGAAUCUAAAGUCUCACAACUUGAAAUUGAUAAUAAUGUACUCCACAAAAGAUUAAAUAGAUGUGACAUUAUUGCCACAGGUAUGUCUCAUUCAAAUAAUAUUAUGGAGACAAUAAAAAGCCUUGGAGAGUUCUUAGACGUAACUAUAUCUGAUAAUGAUAUCCAACAAUGUUGCUUUAUUAACAAAAAAGGAAAAAUUUUAAUAAAGUUUAAUUCAGUAAAGAAAAAGGAUUUGCUUAUGGAAAAAUAUUUUAAAUAUGGAAAACUGAAAUUAUCUGAUUUUGUUAAAAACGAUGACAACAAUGAAUUAUGCAACGAGAAUGAUAAAAGUAUGGACGUACAAGAGAGUACUGAAAAUGAUAGCAAUGGUCAAAAUGUUAAUCGUAAACAAAAGCCGAAUAUUUGUGAUAUAAAUUCUAGGGUUUAUCUUAAUGACAACCUUACGCCCAUUGAACGAAAAUUAUCGUACUUUUGUCGUAAAUUGAAGAGGACUAAUAAAAUAUCAAAAUUCCAACUACUACAUAAUAAUAUUCCUAAAGUAAAAAUUGUAAUGCCUGAUGGAUCAAAUAAAUACUUUUCAUUUUGGGAGUGCUAUGAGGAAUUUAGGGAAGAUGCUCAACAAAAUUAAUUAUAUAUUACCAAUUAGAUCUUAUAUUCUUUAUUAUUUUUUUUACCUAAUUUAAA
Molecule: messenger RNA, 1225 nt
Organism: Lucilia cuprina (Australian sheep blowfly)
Lineage: Eukaryota; Metazoa; Arthropoda; Insecta; Diptera; Calliphoridae
Exons: 2
Coding region: 453-1169 (238 amino acids)
Source: RefSeq, a predicted model, not a curated record